Messenger RNA from Glarea lozoyensis ATCC 20868, 456 nucleotides. RefSeq lists its product as uncharacterized. The record is from RefSeq and is a predicted model, not a curated record. The coding region runs from base 1 to 456 and encodes 151 amino acids. The transcript has 4 exons. NCBI's taxonomy places the organism in Eukaryota, Fungi, Ascomycota, Leotiomycetes, Helotiales, Helotiaceae.
AUGGCCGAUGACACCAAGGCAAGAACCGGAGGCUGGACCCACGAGGAAAAGUACUCGAUGCUCCUUCAAAUAAUCAAACAGACUGGUGGUGAGAAAAUGACUCCAAAGUUCAGUCAAAUUGUUCUCCCAGGUCGUACUCCAAAAGCGAUGACCCAUGUUUGGGCGAAGAUCAAAGCAGAAGUUGCUGCAAGUGGUGGGGGUGCUGCCAGCGAAAACGAUCCUGCUACCUCAGUUAAAGCAGCCCCACGCAAGCGUGCCACCAAAGGUACCGCCGCCGCUGACGAGUCUCCAACCAAAAAGGCCAAAGGCACACCCCGCAAGAAGAAGGCGGCUGAGCCUGAGCAAGACGAUGAAGAGAUGUACAAUCUUGGCGAUAGCUCCGAAGAGGACAAGAAACCCGUUAUCAAGAAGCAAUCCUCCUCGGGCAGUGAUGAGGAAGGCUCCGAAGACCACUGA